AUGUCUUCCGCACCCGCUAAAAAGGAAUUCCUCUGCAUUCUGCCCGAUAAGCCUGGUGCGCAGGCUAAGCGUCUUGAAGUUCGGCCUUUACACCUCGAGGGUGUCAAGCCACACGUCGCAUCAGGUACUAUUGUUGCAGGCGGCGCCAUGCUCAACGCCCACCCCGCUGACGGCGAGACUCCCUCUUUCAAGGGAAGCAUGAUGAUGGCCGUUGCAGAGAAUGAGGCGCAGGUUCUCGAGCUGCUGAAUAAUGAUAUCUAUGUUAAGAGCGGUGUGUGGGAUAUGGAAAAGGCGCAGAUUAUUCCGUAUAAGUCUGCCGUUCGUGAGGCUCUGUGA
This is a messenger RNA of Penicillium antarcticum, 336 nucleotides long. RefSeq lists its product as uncharacterized. The coding region runs from base 1 to 336 and encodes 111 amino acids. The record is from RefSeq and is a predicted model, not a curated record. The transcript is spliced from 4 exons. Lineage: Eukaryota; Fungi; Ascomycota; Eurotiomycetes; Eurotiales; Aspergillaceae.